Pleuronectes platessa (European plaice) is the source of this 6443-nucleotide messenger RNA. RefSeq names its product CD99 molecule-like 2 (gene cd99l2). Lineage: Eukaryota; Metazoa; Chordata; Actinopteri; Pleuronectiformes; Pleuronectidae. The record is from RefSeq and is a predicted model, not a curated record. The transcript is spliced from 10 exons. The coding region runs from base 162 to 893 and encodes 243 amino acids.
ACAAUGAAGAAGCUGCUCAGUUUGGGAGUGUCACAGAGCCAAAGGCAACGCCUUUAAUGCGGCUCUCGUUAAACUGCAAGUAGCCCACGGUAACGGAGUAGCUGUCUAAACGCUGUGCUAUCAAGAUCCGCUGGGUGGGUUUGUUCGGGGUCACUGUAGACAUGACUACCAGCUUUCUGUGGAAUGUGGGCUUGCUGCUGGCGCUGCUGCUGCCAACGGAAGUACUCUCUCAGGGUUCUUUUGAUCUGAAUGAUGCUCUGGAUGUUAACAGUGACAGUAAAUCAUCAACGACUCCUGCACCAAAACCAGCUAUACCUGCAGGAGGAGAGUUGGAUUUGGAGGAUUUUUUCAAAGUCAGUGGCACCACCAAAGCCCCACCCAGGGUUAUACCUAAGGGUUCUGCAAGUACCAAGGCCCCAGUCAAGCAUAAACCCAAGCCAGCUAAUGAUGACCUAGACCUGGCUGAUGCCUUGAACCCCAACAAUGACAUUGGUGGCAAGGAGAAAAACAAGGGGCAGGGAGAUAUAUUUUCUGACAGUGAUCUGAGUGAUGUGAGUAAAGAUGACACGUACAAGCCUGACAAAGGCAAAGGUGGAUUCUCAGGAGGUGGCGGUGAUCUGAUUAACCAGCAUGAUGACAAUCAUGAGACCACAGCUGAGGUGGGCACUAUUGCAGGGAUUGUCAGUGCAGUUGCCAUGGCACUGGUGGGUGCAAUAAGCAGUUACAUCUCCUAUCAGAAGAAGAAGCUGUGUUUCAGUGUGCAACAGAGCCUGAACACUGACAUGGUGAAGGCAGAGAACCCUGAGGCUGUGGUGGCUACAGAACCACAAGUCCAACAGACUCUCCUUGAGCCGUCCAAUGCUGAGCCACCCACUGAAGAAAAUGCUGUCUAAACACAUUCACAAGGUCACCUACAAACAUUCCCCCUCAACAAAAUCCCCCACCCAAACCAUGCACACACUCGCAAACAGAACCUUUCCAAAUGUGAGUGUUUAUAGUAAUUUAUUGCUGACUAUUUGAACACAUCGAACAACACCACCAACAGGUUUGCUUUUUUGUCCUUUUGACACACAACUGAUUAUUUGUGACAAAUCAUAUAUCUUACUUAUGUUGAUCGAAACCAUGCGAAGUAGAAUAACACAUCUCAGAAUCCUGUCAGUGCUCAGUUAAAGGGAUAGUUCACUGAAAGAUGUAUACUCACUCAUCUACUAAGUCGAUGGAGGGAUGGGUGAGGUGUUUGAGAUCACGAAAAAUGUUUGGAGUUUCAGGGGUAAACAGUGUUGUGGGCAAAUCUGAUGCAAUUGAAGUAACUGGCGACCUAUUCUUCAAAUGUAAAAAAAACUACAGACAAAAAAAAAAAGAAAUGCCUCAAUAGUGCUCCUGUGGUGUCAUUCAAGUGUCCGUAAGGCCCGACAUUCAAAUUCAACUCUAAAUGACAUCAUUUAUACAAUACAUAUACAUUUUUGGUGAACUAUCCUUUCUAAGGAAGAACAUUUAACUGUAGACCCUAGAUUUCUGUUACAAGCCUUGAGGCAACUAAUUAUGGAAUCAUUUGGGAAAUUGUGAUAAAAUGUAUAAAUGGCCAGUUAGCAGAUAAUGUAAGAACACAUUUUCACAGUAAUAAUCAUGAAUUAUCCCACCAAUUUUUCUUAUUCCUACAAAAUGUGACAUUUUAUGUGAUUUAUUACUUGUUCACUUUACUGUGUUAUUAUGAAGUCAUAACCAGUGAUUAUAAUACUAUUUGUUAAGUAGAUGAUCAGGGUUUCUGAAGUUAAACAUUUGAUUGUUUGUUGACUUAAAUAUGAGCUCCUUGUCCAGUAGUGGGCAAGGGACAUAUUUAUAGACCUGAAGUAAGCGCGGGGAACCUCUGUUAAGUGGACUGACAGUGACAUCAUUAGUUGUUACACGCUGCUUAUGUUAUAAUGUACAGAGUUGCAUCUUUUUGGAGUGGGAAAAAAAUGCAUCUAUACUUUCUAAUCAUAACCUGCGACCUUUUAUACUGUAAAUAGCCUGCCGCUUUUUCAACUGGCCUUUAACAACGAUGUAGGUAGCUAAGGAGAAGUUUCAUUUUUUCAAGGUGCUAAUGGUAAAAUAGUUCUGAAAAGAACAGUGAUUGGUUGACAGGUAAUUGACAAGAGUCAAAUCAACACUUGGGAGGAUACAAUUAGCUUGCUAAAUCAGUUGUUCUGUGGUUUGAGUUUAAUAGUGGACAGCAUGUUUUUUCCUCCCUCUGAAUUAGAAAGGAGUCUGACCCAUCACAAUACUAUGUUGUAUUGUGUAAGCGGUGAGAUUCAGCGUGUACAGAAUAGAAUUCAUCUUGAUCCCCUGGUGGCCGUUAUUUCCAUCAGUGUGAGAUAUGCUUGCAGAACAGCGGCAUAUCAUGAAACCAUUGUGUGUCAAGGCUAAAAUAGAUUACCACGUUUUAAUAAUAAGUACUCAUAUUGUAAGCGCUUACUUUAAGCAUUUUGAUGUGAUUCUGGAAACUUAAAAAUAUCAAUUAUGCCACAAUUCUGGUCAAACUCCAGAAUAGGUAGAUAUGACUGUGCCACAGUAUAGUUUUGAUUGUAUCAACGAACAGUGCCAAAGUUGACAAAAUGUGCAAGUUCUUGAUUAUUUGCAAACUAUCUCAAAUCAAUUGUAUGCUUCAGCAACCUCCAGGGAUAAUGGGGUCACAAGUCUAUGAGUCUGUAAUGUUGGGGGUUGAGGACUGACAAGUUUGGGAACCUCGGUUCUUGACAGAAUAGCUGAUAAGAGGUGUUGUCCAAACAGAUGUGAAGACAAGAGGCGUCAAAAGUUUAUUUUCCAUUGGUUGUGUCCCAUUGGAAAAUCACUGCUUAGAGAGUCUAACAUUUGCAUAUAUUAUGGACUCAUAUUAGGGUCCUCACAUGACAUAAUCUGACUAGAAAACAGCGAUUUUGCUUUGAAGUUUAAAAGGUCCUUAAUGGGAAUAAGAUCCACAUUAGUAGAAAGGUGAUGGUGAAAGGAAGUCAGAGAAGGACUGACAGGGAGUAAAAGGAGUGACGAUUGAGUGACUAAUGAAGGCAGACAAGAGUGUGAAGCCAUUUGCACUUUUACAAAUAGUGGAAAAGAUAAUUUGAAUAAGAAAAAGAGAGCUUUGCUUUAGCUGCCUAGAUGAAGUAAGAAUCAGUAGUUUGCAUAAGGAUCUUGAAUGGUAUUGUUGAAACAAAUAUGAAGGUUGUACAUUUUACUGUGAGUAGUUCUUUGUUUGUACUGAUAGCAUCAUGUAAGAGAUGACACAUUUGAUUAUAUUCCUGUGCGUGUGUGUGUGUGUGUGUGUUUGUGUGUGUUUGUGUUUGUGUUUGUGGGUGUGUGUGUGUGUGUGUGUGUGUGUGUGUGUGUUUGUAUUUGUGUGUGUGUGUGUGUGUGUUCACACGCUUUUCCAGUUUUUUUUACACUUUGUACCCAAAUUACUUUUCCUAAUAAUUUGGCUUAACUUUUUGUAAUCGCGUCUUGGUGAGUGUGUUUGUUGUGUACUGCCAACACUUUAUUUUCCUAUAACUUGGGCUUUUUAAGUGGUUCCUGCACUGAUAUCUACAGUCUUGUGUAUUUUGUAAAUCUCCACAAUUAUGUCAUUUUUGGUGAAACCUCUUGAAACUUGAAUGGUUCAUUGGUAGUGACUGAACAGAGCCAAUCAGCAGCUCUUCCACCACCUUUAAAAAUAAACAUCCAGCUCCCAUAAGGAAAAAUUGUUUCAUUUAAAUUUUAUAAUCCCUAUCUAGCUUUUAUCGUCAUCUAAUAUUGAUGGGUAGAUUUCUUCAAACUCACCAAUAUUGUGUGACCCUGAAAAAAAACAGUUGCUGGCCUCCAAAUAUGAUCACUCAGAAUAUUCUUUAGGGUCAAUAAAACUGCCCAUGUCCAUGAGGCACCUGACAGAUUAAGUCUGGAAGCCUGUUCACCGCCCAACAUUUAUCUCAGACUGUAUGUGCCAAGUGUGUGCCAACUUUACCUGUGUAGAACACCUAACUAAGAGUCUGACAAGAUGUUUAUGCAACCAGACCCUGAGAGAUAUGGGCUGAAACAUCUUAAGUGCUUAAACAUGCUCUCUGACAGAUAGCACAGAGUGAUGUGUGAGUAACCCCAGAGGAAAACAUCUUGAGAUACUAAAGUCAAAGUUAAGUUACUUUUUUGUUCAAACAAGGGGAAAUUUCCUUGUUUGUUGUUUUCAGGGAUGAAACUCUCUGCUACGACUCUUACUGGAUAACCUCUCUGCCCUGGCAGCUGUAAUUUCAAAUGGUGAUUCUCUCUGUUUUAUAAGCUGCUCAGUCCCACAAGGACACACUAUUCAUCUAACACCCCCCAACAUGCACAUGAGCAACACCCAUUGCUUCCCUCCUUUGUCUAUUGGGUACUGGGGAAAGGUGUGGGUGCUGUAUCAAGCUCAUGCUGCUGAGAGCUGAACUAAACACAAAGAAACAAACAAAAAAAGCCACUGUUUACUGAAUGCAUUAAAUAUCUUCACCUGCUGUAGAAAAAAUACAGAUUUGACCAAAGAUGAUUAAGAUUGACUUUUCUGUUGUGUAUUGGAGUUGUAUUUGAAUCUGUUUGUGAGAACAAGGCCUUGAAAUAAUCAUGAAGGACAAACAUUUAAUCUGACCACGAGUCUGAAUGUAAUGCAGAUGUCCUUUCGUCUCAAGGGCAACAUUGACAAUGAUAGUUAGAUGGAUAUGACACAGAAGAGAACAUCGAAAUCUGAUAGACAGUACACCUGGUAUCUUACAAAUAAUGUGUAAUUAUCUUUCCAAUGCUUGUGUCGACACAGUGUUUGAAUAACUCCCACUAUGGCACUUUGGAUGCUGAUACCGUUUGAGGUUCUAGUGUGGCGACCUGUUAAACUGCUGUUUGCAAGUGGUUUCCAGUCUUGUCUAGCAAAAUAAUAUGAAGAAGUCCAAUGUACUCCUGCGAUAAAUGUUGUUCUAUGUGCCAUGCAUUUACGCUCUGCAUGUCAAUAUAUUGGGCCAAUCAGAUGGAGCCCAGCUACCCUACAUAAAAAUGUAAAGAUAUUCAGAUCAUUUGACAGGUUUUUUCCCUAAAAUAAAUCAUUUUCGGGAGAGGAAAAUAUAAAAAUGUGAGGCGGCUCCGUCAAAUCUUGUGCUGCCUCUCCCGCUCGCUUUGGAGCUGUCCUUGGUCCCUACGGUUUUUGUCAGUGUCAGCAUAGAGCAUUUCUUUAUUUAUCGCAAGUCAUAUCGUCAUCGCGAUAUUCAACAAAGUUAUUGCAUAUCACAUGUUUUCCUAAUAUCGUGCAGCCCUACUUCAAAGCAGCACCAGCACAUCAAAGAAAUGAGAGUGCAGCCAUCUUGAGAUGUAUAGCAUGAUAAAGACCUUCAUCUGACUAAGAGUUGAUUUCAGACUUUAUAUGGAACUCAAUAUUUGAUUAAUAUUGUACAUUGUGCUUAAUAAAUUGCAAGUUAAUUUUUUGGAUUAUAGGAUUUCUGAAAGGACCUUGUAAAUGAGUAUAGGCCAAGUAUUAUUAUUGUAAUUUUAGUAUAGUAAUUAUUAUGUUACUUAUGUGACACAAGACUAAUGUUAUCCAACUAAAAUGUUCCAGUUAAAUCUCGUCUAGAUAAUCUGGUUCUACAAAUGCAGAGAUUUAGGUUUGAUUUGCUCAUCUUGAAUAAUAAUUUAUCUUUAAUAAUGGUGUGCUUUUGUAAUAGAAGGUAUAGAUAAUGGGUUUAUUGAUGUGAGAAAAAGACUGCUGAUUGUACUGUUACAUGAUAUUAAACUCAUCCAGGACCACAUUUUGUUCUCACAGUUUCAAGCCUUAAUCCUAAACAGAACAAACUAAAGAAGACUAACUGAUAAUAAGCCUGGAUUUUUCUGUGAGUUUGUUUGUUCAAUGUUUCUCUGGCGUUUUAACUUUGAAUGAUGUCUGUAGUGUUUAUUAUGACAGAUGUGCCUGAGAUCUUCUAGUUUUUUGGGAGCAGUCACAUGACAAUGACCUGUCAAACAUGCUUGCUGCCACCCUGACUAUCCACUGCGGUACACUUAAGUGCCUGCACUGCAUUUCCCAUGCUUUAGUGCCUGUCAACAUGUCCUGUAUAGCCACAGUUCAGCACCUUAACAUUGCCAUUAAGUUUUGUCUAUUUGCCUGAUUGACACUUGAAAAACAAAAACAAAUGUGAAAAAGUACUUACUUUCAAACUUACUUGUCUGGUAUUUGAGGGCUGGCUUUUUUUGAGUUAGUGGCUUGUCACCGACAACACAUACUCACUUAUCCUGUACACUGCUUUCCUGCACAUAAUCAUCAUUCAUGCUUUUCUCUGCAUCCUGUAUACACCCUUAACAUGUAGCUUACAAGUGUUGAUCUCUGUAUGUCAAGGUAAUGUGAGCUCUGCUUUCUUUCUUAUUCAAUUAUGAAUUUUCUGGCAAUAUCUUACAGGUGUUGUAUGUGUUACUAAUAUUAAAUAAACAAUUUCAAAAGAUAA